UCAUCUGCGCAUGCUCAGUGCAGCCAAAGUCUGGACUCUGGAGCGGUCACUGUUUCUGUCGUUACACCGGCACGAACAGGUAACGGCGGCGCUGGAGCAGCCGCGCCGGGGGCCCCAAUCCCGCCCCCUCCGCGAAGCGAUGCGGGGUGGGGGCCAGACCCCGAGCCCGCCCCCAUGGAAGUCAGUGAGGACAGCUCAGAGCCAGGUUUUUCAACGGCGUCGUUGAUUGUGAGGCCGGGAGGACGCUGUAUACGUGGGUGUGGAGUGGCGGGGAAGGGAGAUGCAUUAAGAUUAUCAACAGAGGAACAAUGGAAACUUCAGCAUCAGAAGAUGCAUGCACAGCACCAUGGCCACGAAUCCAUGCAUAUGGAGAUGGUUCUUAUUGUCAUUGCAACCUUGGUAGUGGCACAGAUUGUACUGGUUCAAUAGCAGCAAAGGCACUGCAGGUCAUACAAUCUCAACCGGGGAGCUGGUAAGCACCGGGGGAUGUUUUCAGUUAGUACCAGUUACAUCAUCUUCAGAGCUACCCGCAAACCUCUGUCAGGCAGAACACCACGGUUGGUCUACAAGUGGUUUCUUCUUAUCUAUAAACUGAGUUAUGCAAUUGGAAUUGUGGGUUAUUUAGCUAUAAUGUUUACCGUGUUUGGAUUUAAUUUAUUCUUGCGAAUCAAGACUGAAGAUUUCAUGGAUUUUGGUGUGAUAUUGCUGUUUUAUAGACUCUACUGUGGAGAGAUGGGAAGAGACUUCGCAGAGAUUUGUUCUGAUUACAUGGCUUCCACUAUAGGGUUUUAUAAUGUCAGUGGGAUGCCUACAAGAAGUUUGUCCAACGACAUCUGUGCAGUCUGUGGACAGAAAAUCUUUGUGGACAUAAAUGAGGAAGGGAUAAUUGAAAAUACCUACCAGCUGUCAUGCAAUCACGUAUUUCAUGAAUUUUGCAUCCGAGGUUGGUGCAUUGUUGGCAAAAAGCAGACUUGUCCAUACUGCAACGAGAAAGUUGAUUUGAAGAGGAUGUUAAGUAACCCAUAUCCUUUUCUUAACAAGUGGAAGCGUACACAUGUUUUGUAUGGGCAACUGUUGGAUUGGCUCCGCUAUCUGGUGGCCUGGCAACCAGUUGUUAUAGGAAUAGUCCAAGUCAUUAACUAUUCGCUGGGCUUAGAAUAGGAUAUGUGAUUAUAGCCAGAAUGUAAAAUGUUGGCUAUUUCAAUAUGUAAAAUACUAUGUAUCUCCUGUACUUAAUAUUGUAAAAAUAUAAUUAAGACUGACCUCUGGUGUUCUUAUUGCACUGCUCUACAGGAGCCUCAGAUGGACCUCUCUGAUGUCACAGCAAUACUACAUUACUUGAACAGCAUGAAAUUAAAACAUUUCUGAUCUUC
This is a messenger RNA of Gopherus evgoodei (Goodes thornscrub tortoise), 1373 nucleotides long. It is a transcript of the gene RNF175, whose product is annotated as ring finger protein 175. The transcript is spliced from 9 exons. The record is from RefSeq and is a predicted model, not a curated record. Gene Ontology annotation, cellular component: Golgi membrane; endoplasmic reticulum membrane. NCBI's taxonomy places the organism in Eukaryota, Metazoa, Chordata, Testudines, Testudinidae. Gene Ontology annotation, molecular function: ubiquitin protein ligase activity; metal ion binding.